This is a messenger RNA of Stereum hirsutum FP-91666 SS1, 1659 nucleotides long. Its product is annotated as carboxypeptidase S. Gene Ontology annotation, molecular function: metallocarboxypeptidase activity. The coding region runs from base 1 to 1659 and encodes 552 amino acids. Gene Ontology annotation, cellular component: fungal-type vacuole lumen. The record is from RefSeq and is a predicted model, not a curated record. The transcript has 14 exons. Lineage: Eukaryota; Fungi; Basidiomycota; Agaricomycetes; Russulales; Stereaceae.
AUGGUUUUCAUUCUUUGGUCAAUCGUGUCCCCUGCUCUUUGGGAGACGAACGACACGACGGAACUUUGCCCUCAAGUCGCUGCGUUAUACCCUACCAAGCACCAGGCUAUCUACCAGGACCUGGUCGACACUUACUUCGACACCGACUCCUUCAAGGAUUAUAUCAUCGACACGAUGAGUGGCGCAGUCAAGAUUGAAACUGAAUCGUACGACAACAUGGAUGAAGUCGGUACUGAUCCUCGAUGGGAGAAGUUCACUGGAUUCCACAACUAUCUGUUGGAAACUUUUCCCACUAUCCACUCGAGUCUGAUCCUCACCAAAGUCAACACGUAUGGGCUUGUCUACCACUGGCAAGGCUCCGACAAUAGUCUCAAACCCAUUCUGAUGGCGGCUCAUCAAGAUGUGGUCCCGGUGCAUCCCGAUACCGUCAGCGACUGGACUCACCCUCCUUAUUCCGGCUAUUUUGAUGGAGAAUCUCUGUGGGGACGUGGAACCAUGGACGACAAGAGCGGCCUGAUUAGUCUCAUGACUACCGUCGAAGCACUUCUGCAGCGCGAUUACAAGCCAACUCGCACAGUUGUCCUCGCCUUCGGGUUCGACGAAGAGUCCGGUGGGACCUACGGCGCCCAACAUAUCAGCAAGUAUCUCCUGAGCACCUACGGCGAGAACGGAUUCGCAUUGAUCGUCGAUGAGGGCGGAGGAUUCUCUCAGAGUUACGGUUCUACCAUAGCUUCAAUCGGUACAGGCGAGAAGGGUUCCUUCAACUCCCGGAUCGACAUUGCCUCUCCGGGUGGUCAUUCCAGUGUUCCACCUCCGCAUACGAGUAUUGGCAUGCUAGCUGCUAUCCUGGUCGAGUUCGAGUCCAACCCCUUUGAACCCCGUCUUGCUCGCUCUAGUCCGGUCUACGAUACCAUCCAGUGCACUGCAGCACAUGCAAAAUCUAUCGCACCUGGUCUUCGCAAGCUCAUCAAAAAGUCUGCUUUCUGCGACGGUGCUUUGAGGAAGCUGGAGAAGACCUUGGCGGAGGACAUCAAUAUGAGGGCGUUGUUCGGGACUACCCAGGCGAUCGACAUCAUCCAGGGAGGUGUAAAGACGAACGCUUUGCCUGAGCAGGCCUACGCAAUUGUGAACCAUCGGAUUGCCACUGACAGGCGAGUCAUAUCUCGCUUGGUCGUCGCCUCGGUGGCAUCCACGCAGCAACGUGAUGUCGACCUUCUCAAGCCGCUCGCCCAAAGGUUUAACUUGAGCUAUGUCGCCUUCGGAAACCCGGUCACUCCCAGGGGUGAACAUGCCUACGGAACACUUACGCUGUCGACCAGCUCCACCCUCGAGCCCGCACCCAUCACUCCUAGUGACGGAGCACCGUAUCGUAUCCUGAGUGGCUCUGUUAAGGCCACGUACGACAGUCACAGGAAUGUCGAAGGCUCCGAUGGACUCGUUGUUAGUCCAGGGAUCAUGACUGGUAAUACCGAUACGAAAUACUAUUGGGGCUUGACUGAGCAUAUUUUUCGUUACGGGCACUGGAACGCGGGCAACACCACCCUUCUAGGUCAUGGCGUGCACACCGUGAACGAAAACAUUCGUGUUAUUGAUCUCAUCGAGAUCGUCAAGUAUUAUACCACCUUCCUUUUGAAUGUCGAUGAGGCGACCUCCUUGUAA